This is a messenger RNA of Brassica oleracea var. oleracea, 2380 nucleotides long. Its product is annotated as type I inositol polyphosphate 5-phosphatase 4. The record is from RefSeq and is a predicted model, not a curated record. Bases 188 to 1858 code for a protein of 556 amino acids. Gene Ontology annotation, biological process: phosphatidylinositol dephosphorylation. Gene Ontology annotation, molecular function: phosphatidylinositol-3,4,5-trisphosphate 5-phosphatase activity; inositol-polyphosphate 5-phosphatase activity; phosphatidylinositol-4,5-bisphosphate 5-phosphatase activity. The transcript is spliced from 12 exons. NCBI's taxonomy places the organism in Eukaryota, Viridiplantae, Streptophyta, Magnoliopsida, Brassicales, Brassicaceae.
AGAGAGAGAGAAAACAGAUAGAAGAAGAAGCUCUUUGUUCCCUACCCACGUUGAUAUAUGCCCAGAAACGAAGGCCCCCCCUGUUUUCAAAUCUCUAAUUUCAAAGUCUUUCUCUCUGUAGCUGUUGUGUUUAUAAGAAAUUAGUUCGUGAAAUCAAGGAUCUCUAUCUAUUCAUUCUAUAUAAACAAUGGGUGAUGGUAGUAGCCUCAAGAGAACCAAGCGUUCAUGGCCCAGAACAUUGGUUAAGAAAUGGCUCAACAUCAAGAGCAAAGCAGAAGAUUUCCACGCAGACGACAGAGACGUUUACAAAGGUGAAUGUGGAGACUGGAGUAACAAUGUCAUUGAAAGAGAAGAAGCAUGCUCUGUUAACAAGAAAAGCAACUAUGCUGAGGCUCGGUGUAGAAGAAAUAAUGGAAGAGGUAGACGAAACAGACAGGAAUUAGAUUCAGCACCACUAGUUAAACAAGUUCAUAAUCUCAGGGUUUUUACUGCUACCUGGAAUGUCGCCGGCAAAUCUCCUCCGAGUUAUCUGAAUCUCGAGGAUUGGCUCCACACCUCCCCUCCUUCCGACAUUUACGUUCUUGGCUUCCAAGAGAUCGUUCCUUUGAACGCCGGCAACGUUUUGGGUACAGAAGACAACGGUCCGGCCAGGAAAUGGGUUUCUCUCAUCCGAAGAACCUUGAACACUCUCCCUGGCGGAGGAAGCUGCCGGACCCCUUCCCCUGUUCCCCACCCGGUCGCCGAGCUCGACUCCGACUUCGAAGACGCAAACUCCUCGUUCUAUCAUCGUAGGUCGUUUCAGUCGCUUAGCAAGAGCCUGAGGAUAAACAACUUUGACAUGUCAGCAGCAUCCAUGCAGCAGCCACAUCUUGACCGGAGGUUUAGCGUAUGCGACCGUUUCGUGCUGGGCCACGAUUCCUACGACCAAAGCUUCAGGUAUUGCUCCUCCGAGGACGACGAGGACAAUGUGCAUGACUCUAAUUCUCCAUCCUGUGAUCAAUAUUCCGCUGUCUCGAGGAGUGGAUCUUUUGUGACAGAGGAGAGAGACAAGUCUAAGUAUUGUUUGGUGGCUAGCAAGCAAAUGGUUGGGAUAUUCUUAACUGUUUGGGUGAAGAGUGAUCUAAGGGACAGUGUAAAGAAUCUCAAAGUUUCUUGUGUGGGAAGAGGCUUGAUGGGCUAUCUCGGAAACAAGGGAUCGAUUUCGAUCAGCAUGUCAGUACACCAGACUAGCUUCUGCUUUGUGUGCAGCCACUUGACGUCUGGUCAGAAAGAAGGUGACGAGCUGAGAAGAAACUCCGACGUUUUAGAGAUUCUUAGGAAAACCAGAUUCCCUAGAGUGAACAACGCAGGGGAGGACAAAUCUCCUCAAACGAUUUUAGAACACGAUCGGGUAAUCUGGCUCGGAGACUUGAACUACCGUAUAGCUCUUUCUUACCGGUGUACAAAGGCUCUUGUCGAGAUGAGAAAUUGGAGUGCUUUGCUUGAGAAAGACCAGUUGCGGUUAGAACAACGUAAAGGUCGUGUCUUUGAAGGAUGGAAUGAAGGGACCAUCUAUUUCCCACCCACUUACAAGUACUCUAACAAUUCAGAUGUAUAUGCUGGUGAUGAUCGUCUCACCAAGGCCAAAAGACGGACUCCAGCAUGGUGUGAUCGCAUACUCUGGCAUGGUAACGGACUUAGUCAGCUGUCGUAUGUUCGCGGCGAGUCAAGGUUCUCAGAUCACAGACCAGUCUACAGUUUGUUCUCUGUAGAGAUUGAAUCGGUAUAUAGAAACUGCAAUAUCAAGAAAAGCUCUAGGGUUGAAGUUGAGGAACUUCUUCCUCAACGGUAUGGAUACGCUGGGCUUAGCCCUUACUAAUUCAUUAUCACGAGACAGGGGAGAGGAUUCAACAUUUCUAAAGUCUGAAAAGAAAAAAAUGGGGUUAUUCAAGGUCUUCCAUGUUUUUUCGGUUGGGAAUAGGGGAAGAAGAUUCGGGUGAAAAGCGAAGUAAGUAAUUAAUAUAGCUUUUUAGCUGAACAGUUCCUUUUCUCUUUAGGAUUAUAGAGAAUGGACCAGUUUUGUGCACUUCGAACCAUUAGUUUCUCCACAGGAUGUAGUGUAUAGAUAUAUGUGUUUGCAACUUUGCAUGUACAUCUUAUUGAUUCUUUUGGAAUGACCACUGUGUUUCAAAUUGGAAAAUCUCAGUUUAUUAUCAGUCUUUUGUCCUAUGAUCUCCCCCUCUCCCUACAGCGAAACAAAUUCAACUUGUCUAACAGUGCAGAGUGAAUAUGGAUAUUUUCGAUUUUGAAAGUGAGGAGAUAACUUUUUUAAAAAAGAGAGUCAAGCUCGUGGAACUAUAUUACUAUAUUCUUGCUUUUGUACUUUCGAAUCAACCCACUU